Messenger RNA from Pelodiscus sinensis (Chinese soft-shelled turtle), 5396 nucleotides. It is a transcript of the gene ITPRIPL2, whose product is annotated as ITPRIP like 2. The record is from RefSeq and is a predicted model, not a curated record. NCBI's taxonomy places the organism in Eukaryota, Metazoa, Chordata, Testudines, Trionychidae.
CGCUACCGGCUGCAGGAGCGCUGCCGCAUCAGCCUGGCCGCCUGCCCGGGCAGCCAGCUCUCCCUGCACAUCCUGCCCCGCUCCGACUACGUCUGCUGCCACAUCUCCAUAGCUGUGCGCCUCAUCCCAGCCAUCCCCCUGGGGGACUCGCUCUAUCUCAUCGCCCUCCCGCUCGGCGCCCGGCGCGCCCAGCCCGGCGCCGCCUGCCCCCCGCAGGCCCUUUGGGAGCUCAACGUUUCUAAGCAGGAGCAGCGGUUGCUGGGCUGGCUCAAGGAGCAGACCCCGGCCAACUCCUGCCACCUCAAGUGCCUGCAAAUCCUCAAGGGGCUGCGGGAUCUGAGCGGCCGAGGCUUGGAGCCGCCCUUCGGCGCCCAGUGGAGCCGCGUCCUCUCCUCCUAUAUCCUCAAGACGGCGCUUUUCUCCCUGCUGCUGCGGGGCCCCUGGCACGCCUGGGAGGAGCAGUUCCUGGUGGAGCGGCUGGAGGACCUGGUGCUGUACCUCAGGGACAGCCUGCAGAAGCAGGUGCUGAUGCAUUUCUUCUUGGGCAACUCCAGCCUGCCCGAGGCCGUGCCCCUGCCGAAGCUCCUGAAGGAAGCGGCUCCCGUCAAUCUGCUGGCUGCCUUUGACGCCCCUACUCUAGACUUGGCCGCUUUCCAGCUGCUGAACACCUGGAACCAGGCUCCUCGGAUCAUCCGAAUGUACAGUAAUCCCCGGUACUUGAGGAAGAGUCCUGCGUUGUGUAAACACCUCACCGACACCGGCCAAGAGCCCCAAAGCAACUGAGCCAUCACCUAGGGGCCUCUGGCAGUGCCUUUGAGGCAUGUAUUGGAAGGCCAAAGUACAUACCUGUGCAGCUAGUAAACUGCCUGAGGUUCCUAAGAGAGAGAGAGCUACCUGCCUAAUAUCAUUAGCUGUGGUUCUGUGUUUGUUUCCGAGUCCAGGUAAUCGGGGAAAUCCAAAGUUCAAAACUUUAAGAAAUACUGAAGUUUUAAGAUCUUAAUAGCUUUGUUGUGAUGGUUAUUCAUGAAGAAGUUUUGAAACUUCCAGGAAAGUGCCUUAAUUAGAAAACAUUACAAAUUACCACUUAUAAACCUAAUUUUAAUAUCAGAGAGGGGUUCUUAAUGAUGAAUUUGGAGUGUCAUCCUUAAAGUUUAAAAGUGACCCUGUCCAGUGCCUUCUUUUAAUGCAAAAGAUAAUCGGGAUCAAAGAUAAAUAGCAUUCAGGAAAAAACAAGUCAGUUAAGGUACUUUUUUGAGGUGGAGGAGGAGCCAGUGUGUUUCUUGCUCCUAAACACAGGUUGAAAUAUUUAUUCAGUGAGGUAUUCAGUGAUUGUCCUUGUGAUUUAAUAUACUGUGCUAAAUGUAGAAUAAUAUGCAAAUUAAUAUAAAUUAAAUUAUGAGGCAUGAAAUUAAAACAUAUUUGACAAAAGUAUGAAGAAUCUAUUUGUACAUUUGUGUUAAAAUGAAGGUCACUCUGAAAGAUUAAAAUAUAAUUAUGCAGCUCAUAGAUAAAAGAAGAACAAUAGCACUUUAUUUCCAUAAAGGCCUUUAUUUUCUGGUAAUUGGCUGCACUAUUUAGUUUGAAUAUAGAAGAGGCAUUAAUAUUUUCUAUUAAAAAUGGAUAGUUGUGUAAAUCUUCAAUAAGCAUUCUAUCUUAGUUGUUAGAUCUGAAGCAUUUGUUUAAGGUUGUCAUACCUUAACUACCAGACCUCCCCCACAUUUUGUUUGCUAGAGCUAAAAUAACUCCAACAUAUGGUGGUAUAAACUAGCUGGUGCACUCAUAUGUUCUUCAUUGAUAGAUCAGUAAGGCUCUUUAGGGAUCAGCUAACCAAACUCUUGAACUGUAGCAGCAUUAUGGUCUGCAGCAGAUUUGGAGAUAGCAGAAGUGAGGGGCGGUAAUUGUAAUGCAGCAAAUAUUUUUUUGUAAAAAUUAUUUGAGUGCCUUAAAGUUCCCAAGUUUUGGGAACAAGUUAUGGUACAAUAAAGGACUUUGGUGUCCCUUUAAUGUAAGUACUAGCCAGAUAUUUCCACGUGUGGAUCGGUUGAGAAUACCUCAUACAACAAGUUCUCAAUCUGUAAUGAGCACUUACUGUCUUUGAACAGUAUACAUUAAUAGUUUCGUUUUGGAUUUUAGCUGAGAAAAUGCAUUUGACCUUAUGGGCCAUAGUUGCAUUAAAUUAGUGUGUAGAAAAGGAUCAGAACACUUCUAUAUGCUUUUUAAAAGUGUACUUUGUUUCCAAUAUAAAUAGUAAUACAAAAUAUGUUUCCACAGAUUCUGAGAUCACAUCCUUGAACAUAGAAUGUAUUAAGGCAUCAAGCCUAUAAUUGAUUUUUUUCAUAUGCAUAAGGUUAAGCACAGGCCUGUUUGUAGAAUUGAGUCCUAUGUAGACAAUCUGCUGUGCUUAAUUUUAAAUUAAUCUGGAACAGCUGGAGAUGUUUGGAAUAAUGUAAAACUGUUAACAUUUCGGAAUAUUGCUCCAGAUAUGUUAUGCUGGUGUUCUCUAUCUGUAGUUGUACAUGAUAGAAAAUAGCAAACUUUUAAAAACAACCACAGAGCUUCAUAAAGUCUAGUUUAGUAAACUAAAAGCUUCUCCAGUUAUAAAUGCAUGUUUUCAUUGUAUUUGGUUUUUAAACUGCUUUCACGGUCUUAUUUUCAGGUAAUUUACAACCUACUGUCAUUUUCUCAAGUUGGGUUAUUUUUAUAUGGAGCGUUGGUUUUCUCUUUGGGCAAAUACAAAGCUGUCUAUGUGUAAUGUUGAGGACUGUGCUAACCAUGUGGAUCUAAGUGAGCUACCUUAGUGCAUGUUUGUAGGCCAAAAUGUUUACUGUUUUGCAGACUUGUGUCACUUGAUAUAGGAUUGCCAGCAGUCCAGACCUAGGCACACAUGCAAGGAGUGUUAGCCUGCAGUCCUUGAGUCAGUAGAAUUUUGCCUGAGGGAGGUGUAGAGAAUCAGGCCCAGGAUAUUGUGGUUGCCUGGAGCAGUUAAUACACAUGCAGGUCAACAGUUAAUUCUGGCAAUAUGGUGACCUUAGUGCACUGUUUGUUUUCAUCAGUGUGUAACACUUUUGUUUUCAAGUGGGACUAUGUAUAUUUUGGUUUGUGUUCCAUACAGGCUUAUUUAAUACAUGGAAACCUAUUUGAUUUAAUGCAGCUUUUUUGUUGCUGUUAAACUCUGAUACUACAAAAAGAAAAUUACAAAAAGAAUUGAGAUUUUGGGGGAUAUAAGUAGGUUGAAAAAGAAACUUGGGGCAAGGACAAAUGAGGAAAAGAAACACUUGAUAAAAGAACAGUGCAAGUAAUCCAAAGGACACAGAGGCAGAUGAAAGAAACCUGUAGAAGAGGCAUGAAAGAUUUGGGUUGAGGUAGAGGGAAAGUGAUUUAACCAUGUUAAGCCAUGCUUCCAAAAUGUAUAUAAAAUAAAGAUAGAUUUUAGGGGUGGGGCUUCCACCCCUAUGUUGCAGUCAUCUGCAAAACUCCCAUUGAUGUAAGGUUACUAACAAUUUCAAAUCAAGCUGAUCUUUAAUGGGAGCUUUUGCUACCUAAGGCUUAUGUGAGCUGAUAUUCUUGGUGAGAUGAGCAAACCAAAGCACUGACCCUACAAAUACUUACGCACCUGUUUUUACUUCAAUCACAUAAGUAGUUCUGUUGAAGCCAAUGGAACUAUUUACGUGAGUAAAUUUAAGUUUACACUCAGCUGAUGCAGGAAAUCUCUCCACUGAACAGCUGCUCUGGCUUAGGGACUUGAAUGGGUAACCAGUAAGUAUUACUAUUACUGGUAACCGCUUAUCUUGCAACUCCAUGGGCUAGAGUGGGCAAUUAUUUUUGACUGGGGACCACUUCAGAAAUUUUUGAAGUAGCCCCAGGCUGCCCCGGAAGGGGCGGGGCCUUAGGAGGAGCAGGGUGAAGACACUUCUGUCCUUCUCCACUCAUAGACCCUGAUUUGGCCUAUGAGAGGGGGAGUGCAUGAAGUCUUUGCCCCCACACCGUCAGAGAGAACCACCAGCUGUUCUGAACAGCUGGCUGUUCCCUCUAAGUGCCAGUGCCCCUGGUGAUGGGAGGAGACUUUGGGUGCUCCUGUCCCUGCCCCCAGGUCAAUCAGGGCUUGGGAAUGGGGAAAGCAUGUGAAGUCUGCCCCCGCCCUACAGUGGAGCUCUGGGCUUAGUCACCUGCCAGCUGAGCAGCAGCUGGCAAUUGACUCUUAAGUACCCAGCCCCAUGGAGGGUGGGAGGAGACUUCACGCAUUUAUCCCCGCCCCCAGGCCCUGAUUGGCCGGGGGUGGGGGAGCAACAGGCCCUCCCUAGGCCAGAUCAAUCCACUUAGUGGGCCGGAUCUAGCCCAUGGAAGCCCUUUUGCUUACCCCUGGGCUAGGGGCAGCUUCCGCAGGGCUAGGCCUCCUGCCUGUAGGAUCCCACUUAAUUGGUUAACUGGUUAAAAGUGAUGUUUAACUGGUUAAUUGAUUAAACAGGAUUUUACAUCCCCGCUCUAGUCUGUGCAUUUAUAGUAUUGACCGGUAUUUCCUGUAUCUCCUAUAAUGCCUACAUCCAUAGGUAUGCAUAUUAUGUUUGAUUAAACUGACAAUUGAAAAUUGAGUUUGUUAGAAUAUUAACAGUCUAUGCCAAAUGAAAUAUGGUUGUGUGACUAUUAAUUUCUGGUGCUAUCUUUAGGGUCUUACCUGCAAAUAUGCACAUGAAGAAUUUGACCCACAUGAGUAAUUUCCCUAAAGGGAGAGCUCACAUGAGUAAAGUUCCAUGCAUGUAUUUGCAGGAUUGGGGCCUUACUUGUUACAAUGUAAUGUAGAUUGAACAUUAUAGUUUAAUUUAAAAAUAAACAUGUUUCUUAGACACUACUGUGUAUUUUAACUACAUAGCAAUUUUAAGGUCUUAGUAUAACCAAGGCUGUCAUUCUUUUGAGAAAAGCAAUGUCUAAAAGGGAAUAAAUUGAGAUAUGCAUAUGAAUUUUUGCUACUGCAUAUUUAUUGCCCCCAUGUUCUAAAAAUUAGUGUUAAUUGUUAAGUUAGCAUCAUUUGUAAAAUAAGAUGUUGAUUAAAUGACUUUAAAGCAUUCCUCUUUUCACUUUUGGAUUUUCUGGCAAAACAAUCCAAACUAAGUGUCUGUUUGACAUGGAUGUUCAUGGUACAGUUAUUUUUGCUGGUUAAUAAUCAGACCAAAGAUUUAACUAAGUGUUGUUCAGCUGCUAUUGUUUUAAAGUGUUUAUAUGCUUAAAAUGUCAGCCUGUUUGAAACAAAUGUUCAUAAACUCUUCUAUUUAAUAUCCAAAUACAUGUGCACUUUUAUUGUUUCAGCAAAAAGUUGGAGUUUUUGUUACUCAUUUUUAAUAUUUCACUAUAUAUUAAUAAACAGCUGUUUUUGAAACCUGUGCUUAAGUGGCUUAAUAGUG